Molecule: messenger RNA, 1524 nt
Organism: Trichosporon asahii var. asahii CBS 2479
Lineage: Eukaryota; Fungi; Basidiomycota; Tremellomycetes; Trichosporonales; Trichosporonaceae
Product: restin-like protein
Exons: 1
Coding region: 1-1524 (507 amino acids)
Source: RefSeq, a predicted model, not a curated record
AUGAAGUUCUUCGCUGUCUUCACCGCUCUCGCGGCGGUGGCCAGCGCCCACCCCUUUGAGGCCAUCUUUGGCCGUGACACUUGCGUGAACCCCAACCGCGUUGUCACUUUUGUGAUUGACAACUCUGCCUCCAACGGUUACGCCAAGGAGAACAUCAAGGGUUCCGACCCCAACGGUCUCCGUUUCGAUGGUGCUAGGAAGCUUAUCGCUGCCAUGACUCCCGGCAAGGACCAGGCUUCCGUCGUCACCUUCACCACCAGGUCCAAGGUCCUUGUUGGCAACACUGAUGUCGGCAACAUCCACUUCAGCAACCCGGACAUUGGUGGUCUGACUACCAUGGAGGAGGGUGUCAAGGGUGGUGCCGACCAGCUUCACGCCGCUGGCAACAUCCGUGACCGCUCCGCUAUGAUCUUCUACUCUGACGGCCGUGACUCCGACUCGAUCCUCCGCCCCAAGCUCGUUCCCGGCAAGCUCCAGGCCCUUGCCAACGAGGGUGUCCGUAUCCACUGGGCUCAGCUCAACGUUGACGGCGAGAAGCGUCAGCCCCCUGGAGUCGCCGAGGUCGCCUUCCACUCUGGUGGUAUCUACGCCGAGGUCAACGACGCUGCCUCCCUGACCAAGUUCAUCGACCAGGUCCUCGGCAAGGGUAUCACCAACGGUGACUGCCACAACAACGGCGGCAACCCGGGUGGCCCCAUUGAGGAGGGUGUUAUCACCCACGGCAUCUGCUCCAACAACGUCCAGGCUGUCUACACCUACACUCCUCAGCGCAAGGAGAAGAUUGACAUUGACCUUGCUCUCCUCACCACCAAGAACAAGGUCAACCUUAACGUUGUCCUCGAGAACAAGGCUACCGGCGAGAAGAAGGAGGGCAACGUCAACAGUGGCAACGCCAAGCAGACCAUCUCUGUCUCCGCCGACAAGGGCCAGCAGAUCACCGUCACCGUCUCUCCCUCGAACGCCUCCAACGACGAGUGCGAGUACACUGUCAGCCUGCGCACCACCGCCGACAGCACUCCCGAGCCUUCCUCUUCCUCCACUCAGCCCGAGCCCACUCCUUCGUCCUCUUCCACUCAGCCUGAGCCUACCCCUUCGUCCUCCUCCACUCAGCCUGAGCCUACCCCUUCUUCCUCCUCCACUCAGCCUGAGCCCACUCCCUCGUCGUCUUCGUCGAAGGAGCCUGAGCCCACCCCCUCGUCUUCCUCUACUCAGCCUGAGCCCACUCCUUCCUCUUCUUCCACUCAACCGGAGCCCACCCCUUCUUCGAGCACUUCGAAGGAGCCCGAGCCUACUCCCUCUUCCUCUUCCACCCAGCCUGAGCCCACCCCCUCUUCCUCCUCCACCAGCCCCGAGCCUACUACGUCGGCCACCUCGUGCCCCGCUCCCCCCGAGCCGACCACCCAGACCGUGACCUCAACUGUCGUCACGACCGUCACCGCCCCGGCUCCCUCGUCUACGGCCUCGGUCUGUAUCUGCAAGUGCGACGCCCCUGGCGCCAAGCCCAUGCCCAAGUUUGAGCUCUAA